Messenger RNA from Saimiri boliviensis boliviensis (Bolivian squirrel monkey), 1537 nucleotides. It is a transcript of the gene GEM, whose product is annotated as GTP binding protein overexpressed in skeletal muscle. Gene Ontology annotation, molecular function: calcium channel regulator activity; GTPase activity; GTP binding. Lineage: Eukaryota; Metazoa; Chordata; Mammalia; Primates; Cebidae. The record is from RefSeq and is a predicted model, not a curated record. Gene Ontology annotation, biological process: negative regulation of high voltage-gated calcium channel activity. Gene Ontology annotation, cellular component: plasma membrane.
CGGCGGGUCGGCGGGGCUGGUUAAAAGCCGCGAGGCCGCGGCGGCUGCAGGCGGCGGGCACGGACGGCGGGCACCGCGCAGCACUCCCCGCUCGGUGGCCCCGGGAUCCCAGCGCGGACCCACGCGAUACGCUGACGCCCCGACGCCGAUCUGGCCGAGCCAAGUAAGGGGGGCAGCCCAGGACGGAGAAGGGAGAGAGUGGGCGUUUCCCAGCCCGCAGAACUUUGGAAGUUGAGAAAAGAGCCCCUGGAACGUGCGUUCUGCGCUGGGCUUUUCUGGACCCAACGAUGACUCUGAAUAAUGUCACCAUGCGCCAGGGCACUGUGGGCAUGCAGCCGCAGCAGCAGCGCUGGAGCAUCCCAGCUGAUGGUAGACAUCUCAUGGUCCAGAAAGAGCCCCACCAGUACAGCCACCGCAGCCGUCAUUCUGCUGCCCCUGAGGACCAGUGCCGCCGAAGCUGGUCCUCCGACUCCACAGACUCAGUCAUCUCCUCUGAGUCAGGGAACACCUAUUACCGGGUGGUGCUCAUAGGGGAGCAGGGGGUGGGCAAAUCCACUCUGGCCAACAUCUUUGCAGGCGUACAUGACAGCAUGGACAGCGACUGUGAGGUGCUGGGAGAAGAUACAUAUGAACGAACCCUGAUGGUUGAUGGAGAAAGUGCAACGAUUAUACUCCUGGAUAUGUGGGAAAAUAAGGGGGAGAAUGAGUGGCUCCAUGACCACUGCAUGCAGGUGGGGGACGCAUACCUGAUUGUCUACUCAAUCACAGACCGAGCCAGCUUCGAGAAGGCGUCUGAGCUGCGAAUCCAGCUCCGCAGGGCCCGGCAGACAGAGGACAUUCCCAUCAUUUUGGUUGGCAACAAAAGUGACUUAGUCCGGUGUCGGGAAGUGUCUGUAUCAGAAGGAAGAGCUUGUGCUGUGGUGUUCGACUGCAAGUUCAUCGAGACCUCCGCGGCUGUCCAGCACAACGUGAAGGAGCUGUUUGAGGGCAUCGUGCGGCAGGUGCGCCUUCGGCGGGACAGCAAGGAGAAGAACGAGCGGCGGCUGGCCUACCAGAAAAGGAAGGAGAGCAUGCCCAGGAAAGCCAGGCGCUUCUGGGGCAAGAUCGUGGCCAAAAACAACAAGAAUAUGGCCUUCAAGCUCAAGUCCAAAUCCUGCCAUGACCUCUCUGUGCUCUAGGAACCCAGAGUUACCCAAAUGUCCCUUUGAUGGACAUUGUUGAAGGCCAUUGGGACUAAUAAUCUAUAUUAGAUUGGAUACUUAAGUAUUGUUAGAUGUGGUUUCCCCCAUUGUAGCAGGGAGCUAGUGUAUUAACCUCUUGGGCCACAUGAUGCAUGGGAAAUGAAAGAUCUUUGUAAAGAGUCAGUAUUUAUUUCCAGGAAAAGCCUGACCUUGCUAUUUGAACACCCAAGACUCAUUAGAGGAUGUGUUUGGUGUUCUCAUGUGUUUCUUCUCUUUUGGAUAGUAGAGAAGUAAAGCUUACAAAGAAUGCCUAGAACAAGCACUUUUCAUCAUUAAAAUUUUGCCCAUUGUUCUGA